Messenger RNA from Drosophila subobscura, 483 nucleotides. Its product is annotated as C-1-tetrahydrofolate synthase, cytoplasmic-like. Gene Ontology annotation, molecular function: ATP binding; formate-tetrahydrofolate ligase activity. The annotation marks the transcript as partial. The transcript has 2 exons. The record is from RefSeq and is a predicted model, not a curated record. Lineage: Eukaryota; Metazoa; Arthropoda; Insecta; Diptera; Drosophilidae.
UUUAACACGGCCGCACAGCUGGACACCCGCAUCUUCCACGAGUGCACGCAGAAGGACAAGGCGCUGUACGAGCGCCUGGUGCCGCGAGUCAAGGGCCAGCGCAAGUUCAGCCCCAUUCAGCUGCGUCGCCUGCAGCGUCUGGGCAUUGAGAAGACCGAUCCGGAUGCACUGACAGAGCAGGAGUACGGCGCCUUUGCCCGCCUGGACAUCGAUCCCGAGACGAUCAUGUGGGAGCGCGUGGUGGACAUCAACGAUCGCUACCUGCGCGCCAUCACGGUGGGCCAGUCGCCCACGGAGAAGGGCAUAACGCGCGAUCUUCCCGGCUUCACACUGGACGUCGAGGAUGUCUAUGUCUCGGCCGGAGCUGGUUUUGUGGUGGCCAUGUGCGGGGAGAUUACCAAAAUGCCAGGACUAUCCACGCGCCCGGCCAUCUACGACAUUGAUCUGAACACGGAGACGGGCCAAAUCGAGGGUCUGUUCUAG